AUGUUUUCAAAUCAACCAAAAAUUAAAAAAACUAAUAAAAAACUUACAAAUAAUUAAGCAAUUGUAAAAAUAGAGUUUUAUCUUUCUUAAAUUCAAGCCAUUAAUUUAAGUAUCCAAAAAUUUGUUAUUUUAAAUUUAAAAAAUAAAAAUCAUGGCGUCCUAACCUGGGACAUCAUCAGGUUGCUUACUUCAAGAUGGAACAGCCAGGUAAGUAGUCUCUAAUUGUAACUCAAAAGAAAAAUUUAGGUAGGAAGGUCAGAUUCUAAUUACUUGGAUAAUAAUAUUUAGAGAAAAUUCCCCUGAUUGGACCGAAUAGGCCGGACGGGAAGGGAUAUUCGUAAAACUAAGCUGAAAAUGAAAUAAGGAUAACCUCAUGGAACAUGCAUAAUAUAAACAUGUUCGAGAACAGAGAGAGUGAUUAAAACUUGUGGAUAGUGAAGGAAAGGAAAUAAUAAGCUAUUGGAAAUAGCAGAUAAGACAUAUGGUAAAUGAUAAAGACUUGUUAGGAGAUACCAUAAGAAGAGAAGGUUGUCAAAUUUAUGAUACCUAGGUAUACAGAAUGAGACUUGGAUUACCAGACAAAAGUGGAUAACUUAAGAUGCACAGAUCAUAAAUAACAUUUCGAAUUGAUAAAACAUACAGCAAGAGUUGGAAGAAUAAAGGAAGGAUAAAUUGCAAAUGCACUAAAUGUGAAUAGAAUAGUGUAAUCAAGCUAUAAAAAAACACCAUCUGCUUAAAAAAACAAUCUUGUAGAAAUAUAAUAAAACUUGAAUGCUUUUGA
Molecule: messenger RNA, 781 nt
Organism: Paramecium sonneborni
Lineage: Eukaryota; Ciliophora; Oligohymenophorea; Peniculida; Parameciidae
Source: the annotation of a GenBank genome assembly